Messenger RNA from Thyridium curvatum, 1002 nucleotides. RefSeq lists its product as uncharacterized. The record is from RefSeq and is a predicted model, not a curated record. Lineage: Eukaryota; Fungi; Ascomycota; Sordariomycetes; Thyridiales; Thyridiaceae. The transcript has a single exon. Bases 1 to 1002 code for a protein of 333 amino acids.
AUGUCAUCUUCACCCUCCGCAGAGGUCGCCUCCACAUAUGACCGCAAGGUCGCUUGCCCCCAGCCUGAUCCAACCUCCAGCUUACCAAUCCAAACCGCUGGCCCGCGCCUCUUCCAACCGUCCUCCGUCGACUACCUAGCGCCAUUCAAGGGCUGCGACCACGACUGGACCUGGGUCGUCCAUCAGAUCCGCGACCUGCCGCUGGACUUCGCACGGCGCGCAGAGACGCUCUUCAUACACCAGGCCCUCUACGGCGACGACGGCACCCUUCCCCCACCUCUGCGCGCCGCGUUCGGCAUCUGCGCCGCAGCCUCGGUUUCGCUUAACGAACACACGCGGCCCGUCUUCUUCCGCGCCCUCGACGACGAGGUAGCCGAGCUGCUGCGUGCGGCACCCUCCUCCUCUACGUCAACGACGGUAACGACGCCGCUCGCCGAGGACCUCGCCCGCCUGCAGGCCGCCGUGCUGUACCAGAUUAUCCGGCUGUUCCAGGGCGGCGCCGAGCAGCGCGUCGUCGCCGAGCGCCAGGAGUUCCUCGUCAGAUCGUAUGGGCUCGCGCUGUUGCAGAGAGCGGACGCUGAGCUGCACCACGACGAGCCGCACAACGACGAGCUGCAGAGCUGGCAGGCCUGGCUGCUGGAGGAGAGCGUCCGGCGCACGGUCUUCGUCGCCUUCAAGCUCUACACCAUCUACUCGCAUUUCCGGCACGGGGUGUGCGCCGAGACCGAGGCCCUGGCCAUGCUGCCCGUCUCGUCGUCGCGUCCGCCCGGGUCGUGGUGGUCGCGGGAGGCGUUCUAUCGUCUCCCGCACAAGGACGGCGGCCUGCGGCGGCGCAUGUCGCCGACGGAUAUUGUGACGUAUGGGGAGUUUACCCAGCAGUGGGAGGUCGCGCCGCGGGGCGACAUCGAUGCUUACGAGAUGAUCAUGCUCGUCGGGUGCAAGGGGCUGGGUCGUGUCGAGGCGCUGAUUGAGCGCAGCCGGCGGGAUGCUGUUGUGGUGUGA